UGCAUCCGAUAGUUACUGUCAUAAUAAAGAAGAACAUCAACUUCUCGAUACUUUCGUUUGACUUCGGACUCUGCAUCCGAUUCCGUGGACUUUUUUAGUUACUAAUCGAAUAUUCUUAAAGAAUCGAAACGAUGGCAUCCAACACCGGCGGGGUCAAGCCUAUGACCAUCACUGGUCGCAUGGUCCGAGAACGCGAGCGUCUGUUGGGUAUGACCGCUGAGGAACGUGCCUGGAGAGCCCAAUGGUUGAAAGAUCAGGAACUGGCUCCCAACGAACCUCGGCAUGUACCUGAAUACUGGAAGGAACGUUUGAACCCUAUUCGCAGAUUUUACCGUGCUCCGCUCGAUUUGGUGGAAAAAGCAUUGAAACCAGUUGUGGGAACCAAUUGGGCUUUUGCAGUUCGCUUUUGGACCGGAAAGAUCGCAUUGAGUGCUUUUGCAAUUUACGCCACAGCAUAUUAUUUUAAAUACAACCAAAACGAUUGGACACGGAAAGGAGGAUGGCGAGUGAUUCACUCUCGCAAAGCCGUAUUCCCUGGUGAUGAAGGAUAUCCUAACUACCCACAGCGCCAAUCUCCUGCUGAUUAUGCCGCGCGUGGGUUCAAGCAAUCUCCAAUUUAAUCACCAUUGAAGACGCUUGUUAUUGUGUAGAUAUGCCCUAAAAAUAUAAACAAAUGCUCUAAUGUUUACAUGAACAUUUUCAUUGAUUAUUUUGAUAUGCCACAUAAUCGAUCAUUAUCGUUGCUCUGUUCUACAUGUGUGUUAUAUUUUAUGCAAAACAUAAAAGACGCAUGUAGAACAGAGUAAUGGUCGUCAAUUUCGUUUCAAACUAUGUAUGAAUGAUAAGCGUAUCAAACUAGAACAGAUAUUUUUUGGCACUAGGCUCAUUCAGAUAUACAGCGAACUGUAGGAAGCUGGACGCUCUUCCAUUUCCUGUCUUCAAUGUGGUACGAACUGCGUUAUUUUUAUUAGUAUUUGGUUGGGAUUUUAAUGUCGAAUAAAGCACAUAAAACACC
This is a messenger RNA of Toxorhynchites rutilus septentrionalis, 1015 nucleotides long. It is a transcript of the gene ND-B17, whose product is annotated as NADH dehydrogenase [ubiquinone] 1 beta subcomplex subunit 6. The record is from RefSeq and is a predicted model, not a curated record. NCBI's taxonomy places the organism in Eukaryota, Metazoa, Arthropoda, Insecta, Diptera, Culicidae. The transcript is spliced from 3 exons. Gene Ontology annotation, biological process: mitochondrial electron transport, NADH to ubiquinone. Bases 132 to 620 code for a protein of 162 amino acids.